AUGGCCUCGGAGUUCACUCAGGACGCGGUGCUGGUGUUCCUCCAGAGCCGCGGAGGCACAGUGAAAAACUCCGACCUGGUUCUGCACUUCAAAAACUUCAUUCGGGAUCAUGCGGACCAGGACCGAAACCGAGAGCUCUUCAAGAAGUUCGUCAACUCCGUGGCCACCGUCAAACAGCUGGACGGAGUGUCUCAUGUGAUCCUCAGGAAGAAGUUCAGAGGAUAUGUCCCAGGUAGCGGGGCUGAAGUGGGCUCCUCCGACCCUCCGUGGGUCCCGGUCGGGAAGAGCGCCGAAAUUGCCGCUCCUAACAAGCCGCGACAGAAACCGCAGCAGAAAGAAGCGACUGCACCCGCCCCGUCGGGAGAAACUGCAACGAAAACAAUCUUACCUGUGGCUGGCCUCGUCCUGACCAACAACAACAGCGUGCAGGAGAAUUUAAACCUGAGGCAGCAGCAGGUACACCAGUCUAUACGACCAGUGACAGCACAGGUAGUGAGUCACAGCCCACAGACACCACAGCUGAAGACACCCAGUCUGCCCACGCCUCCUGCUCUCGAUCAGGCUUCUAAAGUGGGGCAGGGGCAGCAGAGAGUGGGUUUUGGUCCACCUCCUGGUGUCACACCUGCACCUCCUCACAGAGCAACCAGCCCAGGGUCAGAGGUCCUCACAGGGCAGAAGCAGCCAGAAGCGGGUGUUCAUGCUCAGCGUGCACCCCGACGGGCGAGAAACAGGCCAAGUUACAAAACUGCUGUGAGCCAAGAUGAUGAAGAGGAGAAAGAGGAGGAGAUCACAGUGACGCAGAUUUCAGCAGGAGGAACGCGGCCCCCGAGCGCUCCACUCAAUGCCCCGGGGAGGGUCACGCCUGCUCCUUCUUCAGGCCAGAGGAGUUACAGUCAGGGUACUGAGGGGCAAAUACUCACCCCUCGGAGUCCAACUAGGGUCAUUCCGAACAACAGCAACUUUGACCUGAGACAGCAGCAGGCACACAGCACACCUGACCAGUCUAUGCGACCAGUGACAGCACAGGUGGUGAGUCACAUCCCACAGAAACCACAGCUAAAGACACCCAGUCUGCCUACACCUCCUGCACCAGAUCAGGCUUCUAAAGGGGGAGAGCUGAGAGGGGGUUUUGGUCCACUUCCUGGUGUCACACUUGCAUCUCCUCAUAGAGAAACCAGCCCGGGCCCUGAGGUCCUCACAGGGAGGAGGCAGCCAGAGGGGGAUGUUCACCCUCAGCAUGCCCCCCGACGGGCAAGAAACAGGCCAAGCUACAAAACUGCUGUGAGCCAAGAUGAUGAAGAGGAGGUCAUAGUGACGAAGGGCUCAGCAGCAGGAGCGCGGCCCCCUAGCGUUCCGCUCAGUGCCCCGGGGAGGGUCACGCCUGCUCCUUCCUCAGGCCAGAGGAGUUACAUUCAGGGUACUGAGGGGCAAAUGCUCACCCCUCGUAGUCCAACUAGGGUCAUUCCGAACAACAGCAGCAUGGGGGUGAACUUUGACCUGAGACAGCAGCAGGUACACAGCACACCUGACCAGUCUAUACGACCAGUGACAGCACAGGCGGUGAGUCACAUCUCACAGAAACCACAGCUGAAGACACCCAGUCCGCCCACACCUCCUGCCCUGGAUCAGGCAUCUAAAGGGGGAGAGCUGAGAGUAGGUUUUGGUCCACUUCCUGGUGUCACACCUGCAUCUCCUCACAGAGAAACCAGCCCGGGGUCAGAGGCCCUCAGAAGGGGGCCCCAGCCUCCAGAAGGUGGUCUUCAUCAGGAGCCUCCUAUGCGUCCACAGCUCACCCAAAGGCGUUUGAAGCACAGACAGAGCUAUAAAACUGCUGUGAGUUAUGAUGAAGAUGAUGUAGAGGAGGCCCCCAUGAGGCGAGGUUCAGGAGAAGGAGCGUGGCCACUGAAUGUGCCACUCGGUGACACAGUGAGGGCCAUGUCUUCCUCAUCGCCGUGCAUCAUAGACACGCCUGCACCUUCAUCUGUCCCACAGAUUUACAUCCAGGGCGCUGAAGGGGAAAAGCUCAGCCCCCACCAUCCAGAUUUGAGGGGGCAAACUGCAGGCCCUAGCCUGGAACUGGGCGAGACCACCAGACGCAGCCUGCCUUUGGAGACGGCGCUCAACCACAACAUCCGGCAGGGCCACCAAUACUCACCACUCGCAAGGGAACCCAAACCGGAGACCAAUCAGAGCCACGGAUCGUUGAUGUCGUCCAGCCACAGCAGCAUCUACUCGCCCUCGUCCGCUGGCGGCUUCCACAGCACCAAGUGGCCGCCGUCUAACUCCACCAGAGCAUUGGGAUGGACCAGCAGCUCCUCGGAUCUGCAGAUCAGAGCAGGUGUGCCUGUAGGCGUGCCCAGAAUCCAGGAAACUGUCAAACGAACCCAAAAGAGUAUGCUGGACUCCAUGAUGAGUCGUGCUGACACUAAAACAGUGCCUUGGCAUCGCUCCACCGGUCAGCUCUAUGACGAGCAGGAGCCCUCAGCUCGUUCGUCACCGCUGCAUCGCUCCACUGACCAGCUCAACGAGAACCAAUGCUCUCCGGGCCGAGUGGCGCCGUUUUAUCUUUCCACAGGUGAUCUCUGUGAUCGUGAAGACGCAGCGUCAAGCGAUGACUCUGUCUCCUCACCUUACCUGCGGCAGCGUCCAGGGGCCACCAACCGGAUGAGCACCAAACAAAGGAUGUCCCUCAGCAUGGGAGCCGACCUGGACCAGAUUCUUCAGGGGGAGGCAAGGGAAGGAAGAGGAACCGAGGAGGCUCGGAGGAGCCGCCUUCACCGGAUUUGUUCCUCGCUCAGCCUCCGCCACAAUCUGUCGUGCUCCUCAUUAUCAUCCUGUUCCACGCCGCCUCGAAGCCACAGCCUCGCCAGUCUGGACGAGCCAAAAGGGGAAAAGAUGAAUCCAUCUACAGAAGCCUCGCCCUCCUCCAACCACCGUGACAACCACGGUCGACAUUCGCUGGUUCCUUUGGAGCCGAGGGAACAUACCUGGCUGGUUAAGGCGGCGGCGGGCAACUGGCCGGAAAUCUACACCCUCUUCAGAGAGGAACCGUCCCUCCUCAACAAAAAAGACUUCAUCUCAGGCUUCACUGUACUGCACUGGAUUGCCAAACACGGCGACCACCGAGUCCUCAACACUCUAGGGUAUGGAAUUGAAAAGCACUCUCUUACCUUUGACGUAAACGCCAGGUCUAACAGCGGUCACACGCCUCUCCACAUCGCUGUCAUGCACGGUCACAAAAACAUCAUUCGGUUGCUAAUCAAGAAGUUCCAAGCUAAUGUGAAGCAGAGAGACAUGGCAGGUAAGAGACCUUGGCAGUACCUGAGUCUCGACGCGCCGCUGGAAAUGUUCCACUUGCUCGCAGCGCCGAUGCAGGACGUUAUGUCAGGAAAGAAAGGUGUCGAGAAGGCAAACACCAGCUGGGAGCAGCAGCAGAAGCAAAGCCGCCGCCUGCGUCACCAUGCCUCCUCAGCUUCAGGAGAGAGCCCGCUGACUAUUGCGAGUAGAACGAAGGUGAAACGGGCAACCUCACUCGCUGCGUUGCUUAAACACAAAUCGUUAAUACGAUUUCAAGCACAUCAGGUGAACUCCUCAGCUUAA
Molecule: messenger RNA, 3600 nt
Organism: Pelmatolapia mariae (spotted tilapia)
Lineage: Eukaryota; Metazoa; Chordata; Actinopteri; Cichliformes; Cichlidae
Product: mediator of DNA damage checkpoint protein 1-like
Exons: 5
Coding region: 1-3600 (1199 amino acids)
Molecular function (GO): protein binding
Source: RefSeq, a predicted model, not a curated record